Molecule: messenger RNA, 2141 nt
Organism: Coregonus clupeaformis (lake whitefish)
Lineage: Eukaryota; Metazoa; Chordata; Actinopteri; Salmoniformes; Salmonidae
Product: aldo-keto reductase family 1 member A1-B
Exons: 9
Coding region: 882-1871 (329 amino acids)
Biological process (GO): aldehyde catabolic process
Cellular component (GO): cytosol
Molecular function (GO): aldose reductase (NADPH) activity
Source: RefSeq, a predicted model, not a curated record
UUGUCGUUUUGUUACGACAGUGGAUUGUGUUGAUUUCAAUUACUGUAGGUGGCACUGGGCGAAAAAUCAGCAAAUAAAAUAUCGGUGAUCUGUUCUCAAUCGUGUAAAAAUGUUCUGUAAAACAGGUGAGUUAACUAAAGUGAGAGAAAUUACGUUAAACGUUCAAUCGCUAAUAAUGUAGGCGAAGGGAAUGUCAAUGAAAACAUCAUCAUGCACUGACAUUUGGGUUGCUUAUUCCAGUAUGCAUGAUUAUUGCACGAUGCAAUGCCAUUGCGUGUCCUUUUGUUGGACGAUUGAUUGCCUUUGUGCAUAUCUAAUAUCUGGCAUUGUAAAUCUGACAGACAGUCCGCAACAGUUAUACAUUUGUCCACCCUACCCCGUUUAUUGCAAAUUGAUUACACAUGCUUUGUCUGACUGCAGCCGGUUUCUUCUUCCUAUUCCCCACCUUGAUUUUUAAUUAUCAACAUUUCUACUGGGUAAGUGGAACUAUUAUUGGAACAAUUUCACUGUGACUGUAAUUCCAUCUAUUAGAAACGGGUCUUAUUUCUAGUAUGGAAUAUUAACUAAGAAAAAGUACAAUAGGCUAGCCUAUUGUAGCCAGUGAUUCUAGCUGACUAAACUCAACUGCAUGGUGAAGGAGGAAGUCGUUCUAGACCAGUACCCGACGGUCAAGGUCCAGUUGUGGAUUCAUCACGUGCAGCUGUGGAAACAGUAGCGCGCUGACAGUUACUCUCUUGUGAUCUAUGUGAACAUAACUGGUACCAUAGAACCGUAUUCGAGCAGCUGGCCAAUUACGCAAGCCUUUAGUUCUGGUUAAUAAAGAUUAGCUGACAGUCAGAAGUUCUAUGAACUAGAGGCAGGAGGAUCAGGCCAGGGUACACAUGGCAGUGGCAGGUAAAAAUGACUUUGCAGUUCUCAACACCGGGCGGAAAAUGCCUCUCCUCGGGCUAGGAACAUGGAAGAGCGAACCUGGCAAGGUGAAACAAGCAGUGGUGUGGGCCUUGCAGGCUGGCUACCGUCACAUCGACUGUGCUGCCAUCUAUGGCAACGAGGUGGAGAUCGGAGAGGCUCUACAGGAGACGCUUGGCCCUGACAAAGCCCUGAGGCGAGAGGAUGUGUUUAUCACCUCUAAGCUGUGGAACACACAGCAUCACCCGGAGGAUGUGGAGCCCGCUCUGCUGAAGACACUGAAGGAGCUGAGGCUGGAGUACCUGGAUCUCUACCUCAUCCACUGGCCCUAUGCCUUCCAACAAGGUGACGCUCCUUUCCCCAAGUCAGAGGACGGCACCCUGCUGUAUGACGACAUCGACUACAAGCUGACUUGGGCUGCCAUGGAGAAGCUGGUGGGGAAGGGCAUGAUCAGGGCUAUCGGCCUGUCCAACUUCAACAGCAAACAGAUAGACGACGUGCUGUCUGUAGCCAACAUCAAACCCACUGUGCUUCAGGUGGAAAGUCAUCCGUAUCUGGCUCAGGUGGAGUUGCUGCGACACUGCCGGGACAGGGGCCUGGUGAUGACGGCGUACAGUCCACUGGGGUCACCGGAUCGGGCAUGGAAGCAUCCUGACGAGCCUGUCCUCCUGGACGAACCAGCCAUCAACACCCUGGCCAGGAAGUACAACAAGUCCCCAGCACAAAUCAUCAUUAGAUGGCAGACGCAGCGAGGAGUGGUGACGAUCCCCAAAAGUGUGACAGAGUCUCGGAUCAAAGAGAAUAUCCAGGUGUUUGAUUUUACCCUUGAAGCAGAAGAGAUGAAGUGUAUAACGGCAUUGAACAAAGGCUGGCGCUACAUUGUACCAACCAUCACAGUUGAUGGGAUGCCCGUCCCCAGGGAUGCCGGACAUCCACACUACCCCUUCAUUGACCCCUACUGAGUAAAUCCCCAAAUUGCUGCCCACUUUUGUGCCUUGGGAACCCCCUCCCCUUCCAAGGCUGUGUCCCAAUUCGAUGAAAUGGCUUCCUUUCGUCACAAUCCUGUGUAGACAACUGAUGUCUUUUUUUAGGGGAAAGAAGGUUGGUAGAAAAAGUCCAGCUCCUGUCAGAUCAGUUGUCAUGGUGGUGUGGUGACAGGGAAAGAGUGCUUUAUGAGAGUACUAGGACAUAGCAUCUGUGUGCUUCGUAAAUAAAAAUGUUUUGUUACUGCC